This is a messenger RNA of Asparagus officinalis (garden asparagus), 2667 nucleotides long. RefSeq lists its product as uncharacterized. Bases 1551 to 2597 code for a protein of 348 amino acids. Lineage: Eukaryota; Viridiplantae; Streptophyta; Magnoliopsida; Asparagales; Asparagaceae. The transcript is spliced from 8 exons. The record is from RefSeq and is a predicted model, not a curated record. Gene Ontology annotation, biological process: proteolysis. Gene Ontology annotation, molecular function: deNEDDylase activity; cysteine-type peptidase activity.
GCCAAUCCCUCGACGUCCCCGUUCAGCGUCGCCGCCGUCCCCUUGCCCUAGCCAUCACCUCCCCUCCUCCUCUCCAGCUCCCGAGAUCGCCGCCGCUGAGCGUCGCCGCCGGGUCAGCGCCGUCUACUCCUCCUCGCCAUCGAACUCACCCCUCGUCAUCAGCCACGCCUCCGAUGGCAUUUGAGCUCAGCCCUCAGGUUCAUCGCCGCCUCCGGAGCUCGACCAAGCCCUCGACGUCUGCCCUCAUGGCUUCGAACAAAUUGAAAGAGUCGACGUCUUCGAAUUCUUCAAAAUCAAAGCCUACCUCUUCUAAAUGCAAUAAUCCUCCAACUUCGUAAGUAAUUUGCCAUGAUAUAUUUAAUUUUUAACUCUUUCUGAAUUAUAAUUUUUGUUGUAAGCCAUGAUGUAUAAUGUUUGUGUUAAUAAACUUGUUAAUAUGCGUCUUAAUUUGCCCAAAUAUAUUUAAUUUUUAACUCUUUCUGAAUUAUAAUUUUCUUGUAGGGCUAAGAUAACACACUUGAGAAUUCCGGCCAAUUUGUGUUAUUUUCGAGAUUUAAUUGAUAAGCGAAUAAAAUUAGAUGAAAGACACCUAAAAGCCCUACAGACGACACCUUUUCACAGCUUUCUCAAUAUACCCACAUCCUUGAGCAAUGAGCAAAUAGCAAUUGAUUGCUUGAUUCAAAAUUUUAAUCCUGAUAAAUGCUCAUUCAUGAUUGGGAAUAAAAAUUGUGUGUUCGGUAUAGAUGAUAUUCACCGAAUUACCGGAUUGCCAAAGGAGGGAAUUCCGAUAAAAAUGAGUGGGGCAGCGGCUAAUACAAUCUACACCUAUUUUGUAAAGAAUUAUAAGAAAGCCGAUGAGGAAAAGAAGGCGGUGAUUUCGGGGAAGCGCGAUAGAAUGGCCGAGAUGAUUGUAGAUAUGAUUAAUGAAGACCCUAUAAUAUGUGUGAAACUUAUUGUGGCUUUCAUUAUCGGCUUCAUAUUAUGCCCGCGGACAUGUAAGACAUGUCCCUUGUGGGCGUUUAGAUAUGCGGAGCAGUUAUCAACUUUGCAUAAAUAUAAUUGGUGCCAUGCGGUGUUCACUCUUCUUUGCAAAGAGAUGAGUAAAUCAAAGAAGUCUCUUAGUAUGCGGGAAUUAGGUCAGCGCUCAAAUGCCGGGUACAUGGGUGGUUUUUCCUCCGUUUUACUGGUUUGGUUUUAUGAAAAAGUAGGGGAAUUAGAGUACACUUCAGAUAUUGAAAGGUUACCGCCGCUCUUUUGUGUGAAGAGUACUGGAAAGUGGAGGAGGACUACUAUGAACAAAUUAUAUAGAGUCCCGAAGUUGGUUACGGAUAAUGGCCAAGAGAAUACUCCUCUUAUUCAUACGGCAUCGCCAAUAGUAUUUGAAUCAAGGAAAGCUGAAUUAAUUUUCUUAAUUGCGGAGAAGACGUACGAGUUGAAUGAGCUCACUACAGAAUUACGAGAAUUAGAAGAGCGUAGUGCUAGAUGCCAAAAAAAACCAAGGAGAAAGAGGAUGACGGAAAUGUAACUGAAGAAAAAAAAUCAAAGAGGAUAUGGAAGCUAAGGAAUAUGAGAAUUUGGAAGGAACUGGGGAAGCCGAUUUAUGUGAUGACUUUGUGAUGAGCGCAAGAGACGUGAGAAUUUUAGAAGAUGCUCGAGAUGUUUCUCAAAAAGAUGAAGGUGGUAAUGAGAAUAACAGAGAAACGCCAUCUAUCAAACGGGCUGUCGGAAAGAGGGAGAGGAAGGAUGGACCCUCUGUUACUUCACCUUAUAUGCCUCUAGAUCAACCAAAGGAAGGCACAAAGAAGAGACGUGUCAUCCAGAUAUUGGAUAGUCCUGAUGGGAAAAAAAAGUACAAAAAUGAAGAAGGCUUCAUACCUACAUCUAGAGACUAUCCAGGUAAGGCACUGGCGUUUGAUUAUGAGAACAAAUUAAUUGAAGACUUUCUACAAUCGAGAAUGAACAGUGAUACGUACAUUUGGAAGUGUGCCGAAGCAAGCGUAUCUCGCUUAGAUGCUUAUAUACUAUUAACGGGAGGUGAACUCAGUGACGAUGUGAUCGAUGCAUUUGUUAUUCGGCUUUGUAACAAGAUUGAAACAACUGAUAGUUAUGAUCGAAAGAUACAUGUCACAAGACCUUGGCUUGCACAAGCAUUUCUAGAAGGAAAUCUUGAAAUGGUGGCAAAACGAAUGAAGGAAAAUGUUUCUCAGCAGAAGUUCUUGGAGUGUGAAAGAAUUCUGAUCCCGAUUGUCAGCUCCGGACAUUGGCACCUGGUAGAGUUAGUGAGAGAGGAGACAAAAUUCUAUCACUACUCCUCAAUCAACUCCCCCAUUUAUACCGCCGAUGCUGUGAAAUUUAUAAAUAAGUUUAUGAGUUUCAUUGAGAGUAAUUGGGGAUUGGGGAAAUUGGAGCAUCAUGGUCUUGUGUCAGUUGCCGUGCCACAACAAGGACCAACGUUAGAUUGCGGGAUCUUUAUGAUUGAAUUCAUUAACAGCAUUGUCGAAAAACGGUCGAUAACAAUUUCAAAAGGAGAUUGUGCAAAAUAUAGAGCAAGGUUUUGUGCUGCUCUUUUGUAUGCACGCGAUUCACCUUUUUUGUAAAUAUUAUUUUAAUUUUCUCCAAGGUUUUUGUUGUGUAUUCAAUGUUGUAAGUAUGUUCAUGUUGUUAAUA